Molecule: messenger RNA, 8141 nt
Organism: Colossoma macropomum (tambaqui)
Lineage: Eukaryota; Metazoa; Chordata; Actinopteri; Characiformes; Serrasalmidae
Gene: nrxn2b
Product: neurexin 2b
Exons: 21
Coding region: 914-5836 (1640 amino acids)
Source: RefSeq, a predicted model, not a curated record
CCAACUGUGUUCAGCUCUGCUCUGCUCUUUACCGGAUACACGAGCACGCGGGAGGCUUCCGUCUGAAGGAAUUUUAACCGCACUUUCUCUCUCCCUUUCCUUUUUCUUUCUGUCUUUCCACGCCGUUAAACGGAAGGAUUGGAAAGGGGGGGAAUCCGGAGAAGAGGAGAAAACAGACACAAAAUUAUAAGGAGCGCCAGAGGGGCGUUUUUAAGGAGCCUCGAGGCCAGGAGAAUGCAAGAAUCAGGAGGGGAGUAGAUCUUUCGUGACAUAAUUCCUCUAGGGGGAAACAGAAAGGAAUAGGGGAAAAGUGGGGCAAGGUGACAAAGAACCAUGAACUCCUUCUGUUGUCCACAGGAUGCCAGAUAGCUGUGACUCGCCUCACCGUUUGAAAGAAAACGUUCAUUUAUCUUACCUUUUCAUCCCUUCGCUUCUUUGAGGAGUAUAGAGUGCUUCAACUCUGCUGAGACACUGGACCAGUAAAGAGUCUAAUUGUAAACAAAGUUGGAAAAAGAUUUAGCACAUUGCGCCCAUUUUUCAUCCCUCUCUUGCAAGUCUCGAGAGCACCCACUGAUGGAGAGACGAAGGAGAGUGUCUGGAAAGAACCGAGAACGAAGCAGAGAGUGAGAUUGAGGAGAAAUUGAGGGGAGAUCAAGCGAAGAACAAAACUAAAAAAGAAUCUGCUGAGUCUGCCAGGUUUGGAAUAAGGCUCUUGGACAUUUGGAGUAUACUGCACUAGACUCCAUUACAAAGUCCCCCUUUUGGAGAAGGACCAUUCUAUUCGAACUUCUAUUGUGCUCAGUAUUAAGCUGAGUAAACACACUAAGAAAGCCCCAAAGCAAGACUGGUGGAGCAGGAAUUAACCCAUAGAACACUGUUGUGAGCUAAUUCAGACUCUGUCAGGGCUUAUAAGAUGACUAGACAGAGCAAAACUUUCCAGUGGCCCUUGUGGUCCUUAGUUUUAGCUGGGUGCUUCCUCUCGGCCUGGUCUCUGGAGUUUGGCGGAGCUACAGGUCAGUGGGCCCGCUAUGGCCGCUGGGAAGCUGGCUCAAUUGGAGAGCUUAGCUUCAGCCUGAAGACUAACAUUAGCAAAGCUCUUGUGCUGUACCUUGACGAUGGAGGCAACUGCGACUUUCUGGAGCUGCUAAUUGCAGGAGGGCACCUACAAUUACGCUUUGCCAUCCACUGUGCUGAGCCUGCCACCAUUCAAAUGGAGACCCGUGUCAAUGACGACCGCUGGCACAUGGUCCUCCUUACCCGCAACUACCGCGAGACCAUGCUCAUGGUGGACGGUGAGACCAAGGUGGCCGAAGUUCGCUCCAAACGCAAGGAAAUGGCUGUGGUUAGCGAUCUCUUUGUUGGAGGCAUCCCGCCGGAUGUUCGCCUGUCCGCUCUGACUUCCAGCACGGUGAAGUACGAGCCUCCCUUUAUGGGCCUUAUCUCCAACCUGAAGGUGGGUGAGAAGCCCCCUACCCUGCUCAACAGCCAAGGCAUUCAAAGCGACCUGGAGUACCUUUGUACCAAACAAAACCCGUGUCUGAACGGAGGAUUCUGUGUCGUCCAGUUUGGAGAAGUGCACUGCGAUUGCUCCCACACACGGUUCAGAGGAAAAUACUGCAAGGAAGAAGAAUACUCCGUGGAAGGUCUGGCGCACCUGACGUUAAACAACCAAGGUGACUCAUCCCAAGUGGCAGGUAAAGAGGAAUCAGUGGCCACAUUCAAAGGCAACGAGUUUUUCUGCUAUGACCUCUCGAUGACACCUAUCCAGAGCAGCACGGACGAGAUCACCCUGUCCUUCCGCACGCUGCAGAGAAACGGCCUCAUGCUCCACACAGGGAAAUCUGCGGAUUACGUGAACCUGUCUCUGAAGAGCGGCGCCGUGUGGCUGGUCAUUAACCUCGGCUCCGGAGCCUUCGAGGCACUCGUCGAACCCGUCAAUGGCAAGUUUAACGACAAUGCCUGGCACGAUGUGAAGGUCACGCGAAAUCUGCGGCAGGUGACCAUAUCAGUGGAUGGUAUUUUGACCACCACUGGUUACACGCAGGAGGAUUAUACUAUGUUAGGCUCGGAUGAUUUCUUCUACAUCGGAGGAAGUCCCAACACUGCUGACCUCCCUGGAUCACCGGUCAGCAACAACUUCAUGGGCUGCCUCAAAGAUGUUGUGUACAAGAACAACGACUUCAAGCUGGAGCUUUCCCGGCUGGCCAUUGAGCGGGACCCCAAAAUUAGUCUCCAUGGCGACCUGGUGUUCCGGUGCGAGGAUGUCGCUGCCCUUGACCCCGUGACCUUUGAGACACCAGAGUCAUACAUUGCCCUCCCGCGCUGGGACACCAAGAAAACCAGCUCCAUCUCCUUUGACUUCCGUACCACAGAGCCCAGCGGCCUGCUGCUUUUCAGCCAUGGGAAGCCUCAGGGCACCAAGGAGCAGCGGCAUGGCCGUGAGCUGAAGACAGAUUACUUCGCCAUGGAGCUGCUGGACGGAUACCUCUUCUUGCUGAUGGACAUGGGUUCUGGCAGUAUCAAACUCAAAGCCAGCAAUAAGAAGGUCAAUGAUGGGGAGUGGUGUCACGUGGACUUCCAGAGGGAAGGAAGGAAAGGUUCUAUCUCAGUAAACAGUCGUACCAUGCCCUUCAACUCCAAUGAGGGCAGUGAGAUCUUGGAUCUGGACAGUGAUAUGUACCUAGGUGGGCUACCUGAGUCUCGGCAGGGCCUGGUGCUGCCCCCCGAAGUUUGGACGGCCCUGCUGAACUACGGCUAUGUAGGCUGCGUACGGGAUCUCUUUAUCGACGGGAAGAGCCGUGACGUCCGGCGGCUGGCUGAGAUCCAGAGCGCCCCCGGAGUCAGCAGCUUCUGCACCCGUGAGCUCCAGAAGAGGUGCAGCAGCACCCCCUGUGGCAAUGGAGGAGUCUGCAAGGAAGGCUGGAACCGAUACAUCUGUGACUGCACAGGGACGGGCUUCCUGGGCAGCAACUGUGAGAUAGAGGCCACAGUGUUGAGUUAUGAUGGCAGCAUGUAUCUGAAGAUCAUCAUGCCAGGCACCAUGCACACAGAGGCUGAAGACCUGGCCCUUCGCUUCAUGUCCCAACGCGCAUAUGGCCUUCUGGUGGCCACCACCUCCAAAGAGUCUGCAGAUACACUGCGUCUGGAGCUGGAUGGCGGCCGUGUGAAACUCACUGUUAAUCUGGAUUGUAUCAGGAUAGACUGUAACCUCAGUAAGGGUCCUGAAACUCUGUAUGCUGGUCAGAAGCUCAAUGAUAACGAAUGGCAUUCUGUGAAAGUGGUGCGCAGAGGCAAGAACCUGCAGCUUUCUGUGGACAACGUUACUGUGGAAGGUCAGAUGACUGGUGCCCACACGCGCCUGGAGUUCCACAAUAUCGAAACGGGCAUCAUGACGGAAAGACGUUUCAUCUCCGUCGUCCCCUCCAACUUUGUUGGGCACCUACAGGGGCUGACUGUCAAUGGCGUGCCCUACCUGGACCAGUGCAAAAAUGGUGACAUCUCCUACUGUGAACUAAACGCCCGUUUUGGAAUGCGCCACAUCAUUGCUGAUCCGGUGACCUUCAGGAGUAAAGGCAGCUAUUUAGCGCUAGCUACGCUGCAAGCAUACGCCUCCAUGCACCUUUUCUUUCAGUUCAAGACCACCAGCUCCGAUGGCCUGAUCCUCUACAACAGUGGAGAUGGAAGUGACUUCAUCGUGGUGGAGCUGGUUAAAGGAUACGUCCACUAUGUGUUUGACCUGGGGAAUGGACCCUCUCUGAUGAAGGGCAACUCAGACAAGCCAUUGAAUGACAACCAGUGGCACAAUGUGGUGGUUUCCCGCGACACCAACAACAUGCACACACUCAAGAUCGAUUCCCACACCGUCACCCAGCACUCCAAUGGAGCACGCAACCUGGACCUUAAAGGAGAGCUGUAUAUAGGUGGUGUGGGGAAGACUAUGUAUAACAGUCUGCCCAAGCUCAUCGCGUCCCGGGACGGUUACCAGGGCUGCCUGGCGUCCGUGGACCUAAAUGGCAGACUGCCAGACCUGAUCGCAGACGCCCUCCACAGGGUGGGCCAGGUGGAUCGAGGAUGCGAUGGACCCAGCACCACCUGCACGGAGGACUCCUGCCAUAAUCAGGGAGUGUGUCUGCAGCAGUGGGAGGGCUUCUCAUGCGACUGCACCAUGACGUCCUAUGGAGGCUCGUACUGCAGCGAUCCUGGGACUACCUACAUCUUCGGCCGCGGAGGAGCCCUCAUCACCUACACCUGGCCGCCCAACGACCGGCCGAGCACGCGGGCAGACCGGCUGGCGGUGGGCUUCAGCACGCAGCUGAAAGAGGCCGUGCUGGUGCGGGUGGAGAGCGCCAAAGGACUCGGAGACUACCUGGAGCUUCACAUAGAGCGAGGGAAGAUCGGGGUCAUCUUCAACGUGGGCACGGACGACAUAGCGAUCGAGGAGAGUGGGGUGGUGGUGAGCGAUGGCAAAUAUCAUGUGGUGCGCUUCACUAGGAGCGGCGGAAACGCCACACUGCAGGUGGACAACCAGCCGGUCAUCGAACGCUUCCCAUCAGGUCGGCAGUUGACAAUCUUUAACAGUCAGGCGUUUAUAAAGAUUGGAGGUGGUGAGAAAGGCCGUAAUUUUCAGGGUCAGAUUUCGGGCCUGUACUAUAAUGGGCUGCAGGUCCUGAAGCUGGCGGCUGAGGGCGACCCCAAUGUGCAGGUGCAGGGGAACCUGCGGCUGGUAGGGGACGUCCCCUCUGUCCUGACCACAGACACCACCUCCACAACCCCGCUGGCAGAUAUGUCCACCACCAUCAUGGAGACCACCACCACUAUGGCCACCACCACCACCCGCAAACAGCGCUCACCCACCAUGAGAGACAGUGUCACACAGAAUACGGACGAUCUGCUAGUAGCAUCAGCAGAAUGUCCUAGUGAUGAUGAGGAUCUAGAGGAGUGUGAGCCUGGUGGAGGUGAAUUAGUGUUGCCUAUUAUAACCGUGGAUUCCCUAGAUCCCCCUUCAGUCGCAACACGCUACCCCGUUAUCCCUCCACCCCCCACCUACCACCCCUUCCUCACACUGCUCGAGACCACCAAAGAGUCUCUGUCACUGCCCAAUGGCCGGGCUCCGUGCCCACUGGACCAGGAGGACUGUGAGGAGGCAAUGGAGGUUUCGGCCUACGGCUCAGGUGAGAUGACAGAGUCAGACGACGAGGACUAUUACAAAAACUCACCCCUCGUCACUGACCGGACCGUACUUCCGCCUCCCCCGGCAGCUGAGAACACACGAGGGGACCGCCACUUCUCUCGGCACCCCGAUUCCCACCGGCCCCCACUCCCCUCCACCCCCACUGCUCAUCCAGAGCAACUCGUACCACGACUCAAACCCGGCAUCAAUAGUGGCCCCAAUAUCCCGGCAGGGAAAAUGAACACCCGCGAUCAGGUGCUUCUACCCCCGGUACAGCCUUCUGGGGAUCCUGAGCAUGGCGGGAGGCACAGGCACAUCCCUGGUGUAACCUACCCCCCAAAUUUCCCUCAUAUCCCUACCACAGACCCGUCGUCUCCAGACCGAGGGCCCCCAGGAGCAGUGGAGGUGAUCCGAGAGUCCAGCAGCACCACAGGGAUGGUCGUAGGAAUAGUAGCGGCAGCCGCCCUCUGCAUCCUUAUCCUGCUCUACGCCAUGUACAAAUAUCGCAACCGCGACGAGGGAUCCUACCAGGUGGACCAGAGUCGCAACUACAUCAGUAAUUCAGCCACACAGAGCAAUGGUGCGCUGGUCAAGGAAAAGCAGUCUGGCACAGCCAAAACAGGCACGAAGAGCAAGAAGAACAAAGACAAGGAAUACUACGUCUGAGCUCGGGCCUGCCAGGGAUGGAGGCAGAGGAAAAAAGAGAGAUAGAAAGAGAGAAAGAGAGGGGGAGAGAGAGGUGGAGGAAUAAUAGUAUAUGUAGAGAGGUGGCAAAAGAUCAGGUAUUUGUUGGCACUUUGAGGUCACAUUUCGAGCAGUAUAAAUCCUCUUCUUUGUCACCCUUCCUGACUAUUUGUCUCCAAAAAGAAGGCGAAAGGUAUGAAAGAGAGAGCAAGUGGGGUUAGGGUUGAUUCUUCUAUUUCCCAAUUUUUGAUAGUUGAUCCUUAUUACAGAUUCUGUCUUUUGUACAGUGGGGUAGCUGAGAAGUGGAUUUUUUCCAUCAUAACUGUUUGACACUCUAGUUAGCUCUUUGUAAAUGCUGUGUUAGUCUUGGGUCUAUGGGAUCAUCACCUAACCUGAUGUUGCAACACCUAUAUGUGCCAAGCCCAGGGGAUUCCUUUGUUCAGAAAACAUUUUGUGAGGCUAGCUGCACCUCAAGCGUGUCAACAGCAUUACUGUUGCUCGACUCCAGGGGAUUCUUGGAUACUGUUCAAAAUUUAGGAAAAAGUUGGAGUAAGUAAUAUUUGACAGAUAGAUGGAGACCAAAUAGUUCUGCAGUAAUGCUGCUCCAGAAUACUGCCAAACCAACUCUGUGUCAAAUCUGCCUCCCUCUCUGCUACAAGUAUUCAUCUCCUACUCCUCUCUCCUUUCAGUCUUUCUCUCUCUCCCGUGUUGGCUCGUGCUCUUAUUUCCUCUCCUUGUCUUUGGUGCUCAGGAGCUGAUGCAACAUAACUUCUGCUGUGUUUCAAGCAUGUAGUAUUCAUAAAUGAAAAAGAGACAAAAACUGUUUCUGUGGAGUUAAAAAAAUAUAUCAAAAAAGUUGCAAAACGAAUAACUAGCGAAGCGUGAGAACUACUCGACAUCCACGGUUGCUCCGUUUAGCCACCGAAACUCUCCAAGGCCCGGCUGUCCUACGUUCCAGCAGAUUUUCGUCAUGUGUUUUGGGGGUUCCAUGUCGAGCCCUUCUUGAGGAUCCUGAUUCCUGCUCUCAGUUCCAUAUAUGAAGAACCGGAAAAAAAUAACAUCUCACAGCAGCAAACUGACUUUGUUCUAAAUAUAAAUAUAUAUGUAUAGACGUUUGAGAAACUCAAGGACCUCACAGAAAAGGAAAUGGAUGGUGAUCGUUAGGUAAUAUCAGUCCACUGCUUUGAGAUGACAACGAACUGUCUGGUCGUCAGCGUGAGUCAGUUUCCCUCUCCCUGUGCAUUUCUUGAACAAGCCACAUCGUAACAUGUCCAUGAAAAAAGAAAUGGUACAGACAUAACAGAACAGCAGAACCUACGGACCAGAGUGCUUGAAUUUCUGUUUGUUUUUCUUUUAUAUUUUGUCAUAAGCAAAAAGGGAAAAAGACGUUUAUAGGAAAAUGUGCGCCCUGUUGUUUCAGCAGUGGGGGAACAUGAAGGUUCAUAAAUAGUAGUCGGCAACCAUGUUCUUUUUUCACUGGUACAGGACUCAAAAAGACGGACUGUAUCGGCACGAACUUUUAACAACCAUUAAAAAAUAAGUAAAUAAACACUCAUGUGAAGGUUGAAGAUGACGACCCGUUCCUUUGAGGAUGUACAACUUGAACUCUAGUAUUCCAAUUUUCUCAGCUCUAUUAAAAGAAUUAAAAUAUGAAAAGAAAAGAAAAAAAAUCUUCAAAAAAAGUUUGUGAAAUGUCUAAAUAUUUGAACCUCAUCCCAUUGCUAAGAUUAACAGAUGUGUUUCCCCGACUUAAAACCCCUGUUUGGAGAAAAAGAAACAUAAUAAUCAGUGAUCCUGGGAAGCAAAUUGAUAUAUUCCUAUUUGUUCAAAAGAGCAAAAUGUAAUCUGGUUUACAAAACAAACAUUACCUUACCAAAUGUGUUUUUUUGGUUUUUUGUCAGUUCAGGAGACCAGUCUUCUGCAUCAUAAUGUCUUUCUCUAUUUUUAAUAAUUUUCUGUGCAUCACUCAACAUGGCAGACUGUAAUCCUUCAGGGUCCUUCCAUUCUUUUUUUCCUAGUUUCUUUUCUAACACUCUGUUGCUCUGAAAUCUCUUCGAGAUGUUAUCAGAGCAGCGAUCAGCGUGUAUGUGUGCGCGUCUGCGUGUCUCUCACCUUUUUCAUGUUUUCUGCUGACGUUUGACCUGUUUUUUAGUUGUACUCCAUCGCUGAGCCUUUCCUCCCAGCACCCUCCUGUUCUUUCUAAAUGUUCUUGUAAAGUGUUCCAGUGAGAUGAACCUAAAUAUGUGUAUAUUAACAGAAGGGAAUACAAUUGGUUAUAUACUUCUUA